AUGGCUCCUGUGCCAAAACAAGCCUUGGAGGACGUGCCAACGCUGCUCCAGCAACACUCCGACCAUUUCAAUGAAGGCGCUUGUCUCAUGAAAGGCCCGCCAGCCCGUCUGCACAUCAAGGCCGAAGCAAACGCGAAGUUCUUCAAGACAAAUGGAAUCGAGCAUAUUCGCACCCCGCCUCCUCAAAGCAAUGGUCUCGCCGAACGGACCGUGAGAACCAUCAUGGAGGGCUUGAAGAGAAUGCCUGGUGUGGAGUUGGAAAGUGCUUUGGCUAGAAUUCUUUGUAACUACAGAAAUUCGCAACAGGCUUCAGGGUCUUCACUGUCUGAACUUCUUGGGAACCGUUUCCGUACGAGACUAGAUAUGUGUAUUCCUCCCAGGAGCCACGAAAAGCCGAAGAAUGCAGCGGCUGAGGCCGCCAGUUGGUACUUCGCCCCUGGAGAUACCGUCUAUGCGCGCAACUACGGCAUAGUAGAGAAGCGGACACCAGGCAAAGUAAAAUCGACGAGUAGUGCCCGUUUAGCUACUGUGGCUGCCGAGGACGGUGUCGUUCGACGCCAUGUCGACCAGAUCCGGAAACGUUCAUCAGACACAGACGGAAGCAUAGAAACAUCACGUCCCGAGGAAUCGCCUCCGACGACCUUAGGGGCACCGAAAUACAAGGAUCAAGACCUCCCCGAAGGGCCUGUUCCUGCCCUACGUCGGUCCACAAGAACCAGAAAGCCAGUGGAGCGCUGCGGCUACUAG
Messenger RNA from Dermacentor albipictus, 747 nucleotides. The record is from RefSeq and is a predicted model, not a curated record. Lineage: Eukaryota; Metazoa; Arthropoda; Arachnida; Ixodida; Ixodidae.